Molecule: messenger RNA, 2984 nt
Organism: Fimicolochytrium jonesii
Lineage: Eukaryota; Fungi; Chytridiomycota; Chytridiomycetes; Spizellomycetales; Powellomycetaceae
Exons: 9
Coding region: 294-2783 (829 amino acids)
Biological process (GO): phosphorelay signal transduction system; protein autophosphorylation
Molecular function (GO): phosphorelay sensor kinase activity; histidine phosphotransfer kinase activity
Source: RefSeq, a predicted model, not a curated record
CGACAAACACCCAUCAGGUGUGUACAAAGAUCGGCAAAAUAAAGAGGCCACUUUGGUAUGAAAAAGAGAAGUGUGCAUCCAAUACGUAUUUCACAAGAAAGCGGAGGAUCGGAGACCUUCCCGACAUGGCUAGGGUGAACGCACGCGCCCUGAUUCUUGGAUAGGCUGUCGUUUUGUAAAGUCUAGCACUUAUUGUACAACCUGGGCGCCCCACCAUAUUUCUUAGUCUUAUCAAGUCCCGCUAGAGAUAUUCCAUCAACGUCCAGAGAAACACACUAUCCGCUGCAGUCGCAAUGAGUCUUUCGGCAGCCACCAAGCAUCCCAGUUUGAGUAUGGGCGGCAGUGUCCUCCACAGCGUCGUUCAAGAGCUCCUAUCCGUACUCCAUUGUCACUUUGUUCUCCCAACUACCGAGCAAAGCAGUCUUGGAGCAGCAAUCGGCAGCGGAAGUUCUCUGAGACACUCCAAACGCUGCAGCCUUUCGAAACUAUGGGUCGCCGGGAGUUUUUUGACUAUUGCCUUUAGCAUGACCUGUCUAAUCUUCAACAUCUCGCGAGGAACGCCAAAGACUGGUAUGGACCUGCGCUGGCCGGCGUCCAUGUUCUGUAUUUGGAUGUGGACGGCUGGUUUGUCCGGCCUGUUUCCAAUUCCGAGUGCGCCUACGACUAGCGACGGCGCGUGGGGAGACAUUAAUGUGCAAACUCGUGCAAUGCUGGCCGCAUUGGCGGUGGUUUAUCUUCCAUUGCCAUCCGCAGCUUGCUUGGUAAUUGCUUUUCGACGCUUCUAUCGAACCGCCAGCCACAUCACUGCCGCUGCGGCACAAGUGGAAAAAAUGUGCGAAGUCACGCGGGAGGCAGGAGAGUUGACGAGAACUGGGGUAUGGCACUCGAAAGAAGACAGCACGACAGGAAUAACGUACAUCUGCGCGUGCGAGACCUGGUUCGAUAUGAUGGGCUUCGUCGGUGAUUUACUUCCUGCCUGUGACGAAUGCAGGGCCAGUCUGUACGCAUUACCUUAUCGGAAUAGACGCAUUGCGUUCCCUCGGUUCUUCCAGCGCUUGAGUUCUGGAGAAGACCAGAAGAAAAUCUUUCAGAUGAUCAAAGCCGUGACAUCCGGGAGCAGCGAAUGCAAGCCAGUGCUCUAUAAUCUUCGACGGGAGGUUGAUGAUUGCGAAAUCUAUAUUCGAACGUACAUGCUGCCGAUAGUGCACGAUGGGAAAAUCGUGGCUCGCCGAGGUGCUACGCAGGACGUUACAGCGCAGAUCAUGGAGGAACAAGCUCUAAGAAGAGAUAAAGAGCAAGCCAUCACGCAAUCACAGCAGAAGGACACCUUUCUGGCGACGAUGUCGCAUGAAUUGCGCACGCCUCUCACAUCCAUCAUCGGCCACAUUGAAUUGGUGGCCGAGACCCAAUUGGACCAAACCCAACGGGAGUUGAUCGCUAAUGCAGGCCGAGGAGCAACAACAUUGUAUGCUCUGAUAAACAAUAUUCUGGAUUACAGCAAGCUCUCCGCCGGAAAGAUCGAGUUGGAAUCGCAUCACACGAACAUCGCUGACCUCCUCGGAGAUGUGUACCUUCUCGUCAAAGAUCUGAGCACCGUUUCUCUUUCAAUAAAGCCGUACUCAGGGCCGCAGAUAGAAGUGGAUGCAAUGCGCCUCAAACAAGUGUUCUUGAAUUUACUAAGCAAUAGUCUGAAGUUUACCAUGCCGGGCGGAAAGGUAGAGCUGUCAAAUCGCUGGGAAAUCAUGCCUGGCAACCUCGUCAGCCUCGAAUUUGAGGUAGCCGAUACUGGCAUAGGCAUGUCCCCGGAAGUACUGGAGAAGCUCUUCACGCCUUUCGAGCAAGCGGACGCAUCUAUUAGUAGAAGGUUUGGAGGAACAGGGCUUGGCCUAAGUAUCUCCCACAAACUGGUAAUGGCGAUGGGGGGAACGAUAACUGUCCGGAGCAAGGAGUCCGUGGGGACGACAUUUACGGUCAAGAUAGUGCAACCCAUAUCGCCAGAGACUGCGCCGCCAACUAGGAACAGCGUGGCAUCACGAACGGAGGGACCGACGUCGCUGUCAUUGUACCCAUCACCACCUGCCGAUAUCUCGCCGGUUCUAUACGAUUUUCGGGCCUCCUCGCCGAAACCACAGAAAGGGGCGAACGGGACUGGCGGUCAUUCGCUGCAAACGUGCAACGCUGCGAUCGAGGCAGCUUUCUCUUUUACCCAAAGUCACCAGUCAUCGAUUCAGUCGGAUUCUUCUCAUAAAGUCCUAGAGGGCAUGAACGGUGCGGCCAUCAACGACGGGCGUACCGAACCGGCUUCAGAUGGCCAAACCAGAGUUUUACUCAUUGAAGACAAUACAACCACGCAGAAGCUAGUUCAGCGGAUGCUCAAGGACAUUAGUCUGGAUGUCGCAGAUAACGGACUAAUAGGCUACGAGAAAGUGCGGGACUUCCCACCCUACAACCUGAUUUUAUGCGAUAUGAUGAUGCCGGUUAUGGACGGUCUUGAAGCCACACGUAAAAUCCGUCAACUGGACAAAUCAAGAAACACAAUGAUCGUCGGGCUAACCGCCAAUGCGUUCAAAAGCCACCGCGAUAACUGUUUAGCAGCUGGCAUGAAUGACUUUGUGUCGAAGCCCUUUACGAAGCAAGGGCUACUUGAUGCGGUUACGAAAGCUCUGACAAUGCCGAAGCGACCUCCGUCGAGGAGGGCGUCGUCAGUGUCGCAGGACCUCAAUGGCACCGUGGGUUGCACAACGAUCGAUAUACCUGCGGUCAUGCGGCCGGCAACUCCAUAACAGGAGCCCGCGGCCUAAGAUCGGUCGCGGUCAGAAGUCCGUCGAAUCGGGCACUUGUAUCUAUAGCUAGAUCAGUAGCGGUUUGAUUACAUAUUGCACUCUCUGGCCCAUACCGAAUGAAACUUUCGAUUCGGUCGGCAUCAGCGAGCGAUUUUUGUAGACAAGGACGUUGCCUGUACGUACAUUAAGACGUGGGAACAA